Messenger RNA from Abrus precatorius (Indian licorice), 1095 nucleotides. RefSeq names its product abrin-a-like. Gene Ontology annotation, biological process: negative regulation of translation. Gene Ontology annotation, molecular function: rRNA N-glycosylase activity. The record is from RefSeq and is a predicted model, not a curated record. The transcript has a single exon. Lineage: Eukaryota; Viridiplantae; Streptophyta; Magnoliopsida; Fabales; Fabaceae. Bases 1 to 1095 code for a protein of 364 amino acids.
AUGGUUGCAGAAGCAGCUCGAUUUGAGUACAUAUCAUACCGGGUUCGUGUCAACAUCCGAACUGGUACCCCGUUUCUACCUGAUUCUCCGAUGUUAAGUUUGGAGAACAAUUGGCGUAGUCUAUCAAGAGCUGUUCAACAAUCACUGCAAGGUACUUUUCAAAAUAAUGUCACCUUAACAAAUCAUCGCGGAGAACCUGUUAUUGUAAAUUCUUUGUCCAGUAUUGUUCCCAUUCUAGCACUGAUGCUUUUUGUCUGCAAUCCAAAUGCAAACCAAUCACCUCUAGUAAUAAGAUCAGUCGUGGAAAGAUCAGAGACGUGCAAUCCUUCUGAACCAACUGUACACAUUGCUGGUCGAGAUGGGAUGUGCGUGGAUGUGUCUGACAAUGCCUAUAACGACGACAAUCCUAUCAUAAUGUGGAAAUGCAAAGACCAAGAGAAACAGCUGUGGACCUUGAAACAAGACAAGACGAUAAGGUCCAAGGGGAAGUGUUUAACUACAUACGGUAAUGCUGUUCCAGAGAAUUAUGUCAUGAUAUUUGAUUGUACCUCCGCAGCAGCAGGGGCCACUACUUGGGAGAUAUGGGACAAUGGAACUAUUAUCAAUCCAAGCUCUGGCUUGGCCUUGAGUGUUGAAUCCAGUGGCAUGGGAAAGACACGUACUGUGCAAACAAACGAAUAUCGAAUGCGACAGGGCUGGCGCACAGGCACUGACACAAGCCCUUUUGUAACUUCAAUUGCUGGGUAUUUGGAUCUCUGCAUGAAAGCUCACGGAAGUAACAUGUGGCUGACUGACUGUGAUAGCAACAAGAAGGAGCAGCAAUGGGCACUUUACCCAGAUGGUUCUAUACGUCCAGUGCAAAACACAAACAACUGUUUAACUUCUGAAGAACACAAAGAAGGAGCUACCAUUGUCAUGAUGGCUUGUAGCAAUGCAUGGGUUAGCCAACGAUGGGUGUUUAGAAAUGAUGGUACCAUCUAUAGUUUAUACGACGACAUGGUGAUGGAUGUGAGACGCUCUGAUCCAAGUCUUAAACAGAUAAUCCUUUGGACAUGGACUGGUAACCCUAACCAAAAGUGGGUUACUUUGUUUUAA